GCGACUGCUGCCUGGGAGGGAGGCCGGGCAGGCUGCGGAGCGGUGUGGCGCGGCGCGGCUCUCAACCUGACGGGGAGGUGGCGCGGGUGGCAGUGGCAGACUGCCCCGGGGCGGACGGACCGACGGACCACGGAGACGGUGGUCGGGAGCCCAGUCGGGCGACGUAGAGAGCAAGCGGGUCAGGCUCAGCGUCGGCCACUCGUAGGUCCGCUGAAUGAAGUGCCCCCCCUGCUGAGCCCCGAGCCCGGCGCUUUCCCCGCAAGAUGGACGGUUUCGCCGGCAGCCUCGAGGGAGGAGACUUGACUGUUCAGAAUUUCCUUGGAAAUGCCUGCACAUUAUAAUCUCCUGUGGAGCCAAAUUCCUUCUAAAUCUUGAUGAGCAAGCUCUUGAUUACUGAGUCAAGAUAUUAUUUUCUUGUAGUUUUUUCGUACAGUCUUUGUUUGGCUGGUCACCAUAUUGAAAGCUUCAGAUGAUGAUAGUAUUUCUGCUGCAAGUACUUCUGAUGUUCAAGAUCGCCUCUCAGCUCUUGAAUUACGAGUUCAACAACAAGAAGAUGAAAUCACUGUGCUGAAGGCAGCUUUGGCUGAUGUUUUGAGGCGUCUUGCAAUCUCUGAAGAUCAUGUGGCCUCAGUGAAAAAAUCAGUUCCAAGUAAAGGCCAGCCAGGCCUUCGAGAAGCUAUUUCCAUGUCCUGUAUAACCAAUGGCAGUGGUGGAAACAGAAAACAAAGUCACACCAGUUCUGUCUCAAUUGCAAGAAAAGAAACCCUUUCAUCUGCAGCCAAAAGUGGUACAGAAAAAAAGAAAGAAAAACCACAAGGACAGAGGGAAAAAAAAGAGGAAUGUCAUUCUAAUGAUCAAAGUCCACAAAUUCGAGCAUCACCUUCUCCCCAGCCCUCUUCACAGCCUCUCCAAAUACACAGACAAACUCAAGAAAGCAAGAAUUCUACUCCCACCAAAAGCAUAAAACGACCACCAACAACUGAAAAGUCACAUAAUUCGUGGGAAAAUUCAGAUGAUAGUCGUAAUAAAUUAUUGAGGGCAGCUUCGACAUCAAAAUUAAUAUCAAAAGUUAUUAAAAAUGCAGACAAGCAUAAAGAUGUCAUCAUCAACCAAGAAGGAGAGUAUAUUAAAAUGUUUAUGCGAGGUCGGCCAAUCACAAUGUUCAUUCCUUCUGAUGUUGACAACUAUGACGACAUCAGAACAGAACUGCCACCUGAGAAGCUUAAACUGGAGUGGGUAUAUGGUUAUCGAGGAAAGGACUGUCGGGCUAAUGUUUACCUCCUUCCAACUGGGGAAAUAGUUUAUUUCAUAGCCUCAGUAGUAGUACUAUUUAAUUACGAAGAGAGAACUCAACGACAUUACCUGGGCCAUACAGACUGCGUGAAAUGCCUUGCUAUACAUCCUGACAAAAUUAGGAUUGCAACUGGACAGAUAGCUGGAGUGGAUAAAGACGGAAGGCCUCUGCAACCCCAUGUCAGAGUGUGGGAUUCAGUUAGUCUAUCCACACUGCAAAUUAUUGGACUUGGAACUUUUGAGCGUGGUGUAGGAUGCCUGGAUUUUUCAAAAGCAGAUUCUGGUGUUCAUUUAUGUGUUAUUGAUGACUCCAAUGAGCACAUGCUUACUGUAUGGGACUGGCAGAAAAAAUCAAAAGGAGCAGAAAUAAAGACAACAAAUGAAGUUGUUUUGGCCGUGGAGUUUCACCCAACAGACGCAAAUAUCAUAAUAACAUGUGGUAAAUCUCACAUUUUUUUCUGGACCUGGAGUGGCAAUUCCCUAACAAGAAAACAGGGAAUCUUUGGGAAAUAUGAAAAACCAAAAUUUGUGCAGUGUUUAGCAUUCUUGGGAAAUGGAGAUGUUCUUACUGGAGACUCAGGUGGUGUCACACUUAUAUGGAGCAAAACUACUGUAGAACCCACACCUGGGAAAGGGCCUAAAGGUGUGUAUCAAAUCAGCAAACAAAUCAAAGCUCAUGAUGGCAGUGUGUUCACACUUUGUCAGAUGAGAAAUGGGAUGUUAUUAACUGGAGGAGGGAAAGAUAGAAAAAUAAUUCUUUGGGAUCAUGAUCUGAAUCCUGAAAGAGAAAUAGAGGUUCCUGAUCAAUAUGGAACAAUCAGAGCUGUAGCAGAAGGAAAGGCAGACCAAUUUUUAGUAGGCACAUCACGAAACUUUAUUUUACGGGGAACUUUUAAUGAUGGCUUCCAAAUAGAAGUACAGGGUCAUACAGAUGAGCUUUGGGGUCUUGCCACGCAUCCUUUCAAAGAUUUACUUUUGACAUGUGCCCAGGACAGGCAGGUGUGCAUGUGGAACUCAGUGGAACACAGGCUGGAGUGGACCAGGCUCGUAGAUGAACCAGGACACUGUGCAGAUUUUCAUCCAAGUGGCACAGUGGUGGCCAUAGGAACGCACUCAGGCAGGUGGUUUGUUCUGGAUGCAGAAACCAGAGAUCUAGUUUCUAUCCACACAGAUGGGAAUGAGCAGCUCUCUGUGAUGCGCUACUCAGUAGAUGGCACCUUCCUGGCUGUAGGAUCUCAUGACAACUUUAUUUACCUCUAUGUAGUCUCAGAAAAUGGAAGAAAAUAUAGCAGAUAUGGAAAGUGCACUGGACAUUCCAGCUAUAUCACACACCUUGACUGGUCCCCGGACAACAACUAUAUAAUGUCUAACUCGGGAGACUAUGAGAUACUGUACUGGGACAUUUCACAUGGCUGCAAACUAAUCAGGAAUCGAUCCGGUUGUAAGGACAUCGAUUGGACGACAUACACCUGUGUACUAGGUUUUCAUGUCUUUGGUGUCUGGCCGGAAGGAUCCGAUGGAACAGAUAUCAAUGCUCUGGUGCGAUCCCACAAUAGAAAGGUGAUAGCUGUUGCUGAUGACUUUUGCAAAGUUCAUCUAUUUCAGUAUCCCUGCUCCAAACCAAAGGCUCCCAGUCAUAAGUUCAGUGCCCACAGCAGCCACGUCACCAAUGUCAGUUUUACUCACAAUGACAGUCAUCUGGUUUCAACUGGUGGAAAAGACAUGAGCAUCAUUCAGUGGAAACUUGUGGAAAAAUUAUCUUUGCCUCAGAAUGAGAUUGUAGCAGAUACUACUAUAACCAAAGCACCCAUCUCUUCUAUUGAAAGCAUCUUGCAAUCUAAUACUCCCACACCACCUCCUUCUCAUCCCUUAAAUGAGACAGCUGAAGAAGAAAGUAGAAGAAGCAGUUCUCCCACACUUCGGGAGAAUAGCUUGGAGCAGACUGUGGGGCCAAGCGAAGACCCCACUGAGGAGCAGAGUGAAGGUGGCAGUGAAGACCUUGGUGAGCCUCCUUAUGAAGAGCCUUCCAAGGAGACAAACAAGGUGCACAGUGAAGCCACUCUGACCGAGGACCGGCAAGGACAACUCUCCCCUAUCCUAACACCAUGACUUCAGUGAGACUCUGAGCUCCUUCAGCUGCAUGCUUUUUUGUGAUAGAGUUCAGAGAAGAGGAUGGGAAGUGAUGGAGAGUCACCCAUUGAUGGAGAGUGGGGUUUCCACAUAAUCUGUUUUCUUCAAUAGUCUUAUUUUCAGUCUCUCAAAUGCAGCUGACCUAAAAGUUCAGUUUGGUAUGCAUUGAAAAUUUAUAUUGAUUUUUUCAAUUACCCCCUCAUUAUCUGAACAUGUCUUCUUCAGGAACAAUCAGACUUACCAGAAACACUGUUUCUCAUCUACUGGUUCAGACUUUGCUUUUUUUUGGCCUGAUGCAGAAAAGAAACUAGGGGGAACAAUGCUUAUUGAAAUAUCCUUCUACUCCAAAUGUGUAAGGGAAAUGUUUUAAUUAAGAAAAACUUCAGUAAUGCCAUGUGCAAUGAUGUUGCCUUCUUGAAUAAUAAUGCCAUUUUCUCACAGUACUGGUAAAUGUCCAGAUGUGCUUGUUAGUCUACUAUAUAGGUGCUGCCUUUUCUAAAAAGUCAUAAUGAGGAACAGUCCCUUAAUUUCUUGCAUGCAAAUCUGUUUAAAUCUGAAACUAAGAAAGCAUUGGUUUGUUAAAGAGCUUUUAAUGUAUAUUAAACCAUUGAUACUCAGAAAUAAUGGAUACCUCCAAGGAUUCCUUUAGUGGCCUAAGCAUUUUUUUAAUGUUUGGCAUUCAAGUGAAUGGAAAGGAAAGAGACCACAUGCCUGUAAAGCUAAGCUGUAAUAAUAACCUGGCUAAUUUUACCUUAGCCUUCAUCAUAAUUUGUUCCCUCAAUAGAAGAAAUAUAAAUACAGUAAGCUUAAGUGACUGAAUUGGUGCUUGAAAUUCAUUGGUUUAUAGUUUUUAUACAGUUUAAUUAUAUGGAGGAAUAACAUACUCAACAAAUUGCAAUUCUUUUUUACAGAUGUGUAAAUAACAGUGACAGUAAUUUUUUAUAAAUUGCAUACUUAACAGAUGAUGUAUAUGGUAAUUUUUCUCAUAGAGUUGCUAUAAGCUUUGCAAUUCUAAUGGGGCUACCCUCUGCUCUUUGGGGCAAUGCAUGUGUUACUAUGCAUUGGAAAGUUGCUUUUUUAGGUUUUGUCAGACAACUGUAUUUUUCUCAAGUACAUGUUUCCUACUCUAAAAGUAAUUACUGGCAAGUAUGCAUUUCCUAAAUAUUUGUUUAUACUUUGAUUAUAAAAAAGCUUUUUGUUUUGAUUUUUUUUUUUACUUGCUGCCUUGUUUUGAUUUUGUGGGGAGGGGGUCUGCUCAUGUUUAGAAACUUUGGAUGUGUUCAGAAGUCUUAAGUAUGCAAGCAUUUUACGUGAUUGUGCCAUUCCAAAGUGCAUCAGAACUGUCAUUCCCUUCUAGUAUCUUCUCAGGAGUAAUGCAAAUCAGGUAUUUCACCAUCAUUUGGUAAUAUAAAAACUCCAGUGAACUGCCAAGGACACUUAUAACAUUUAUAUUCCCAUGCUGUAUGUCAGGGUGUGGGUAUGUGUGAAGGUGUGUGUGUCAACACUCUGUGUUUAUGUGUAUUUCUAUAUAUGAAGAUAUGCACCACACUGAAAAUACUCAGUGUGUAUCUCUAUGUGUAUAGAUACAUGUCCACGUAUAUCUUUCCUUUUGUUUACAACUAUUAAAAAAAAAAACACCUCAAUGUAGUUCUCUUGGAUAUAGAUUCCAAGCAACCCAUGUUUUUUUUAGUAUGCUCUGUACAUAGUUACCAGAGAACACCAGUAUCAGGUUUCUGUAUUUGCCUAUUAGCAAUGAUGAUUUAUAUCAUCAGGUCAGCAUGUGCUGUUCCCUGCAAGAAAAAUACCACAGGAUGAAAAAGUAGGUUUAGGAGAAGGAUAAAGCAUUUCUUUUAAGUACCUGGGGGAAACAGUCUCCAUGGUAAGCAGGGAGUUUAUUUUGAGGGACAUCCAUCACCUUGGGGGUUGCCAUGUACAGUGAGACUUAUAAUCACAAUACUCUUGGGUGGUAGUUUCAAAAGACACUACUAAUUCAUAGCAUCCCAGCUAUCUGCUGCUGGCAACUACUGUUUAAUGGUCAAUUAAAUCUGUGAUAAUGGUUGGACAUGGGUGGGAUUAUGAAAUUGUUAGAUGUUUAUAGAAAAACUUGUGAAUGAAAAUGAAUCCAAGUGUUUCAUGUGAAGAUGUUGAGCCAUUUCUAUCAUGCAUUCCUGUCUCAUGGCAGAAAAUUUUGAAGAUUAAAAAAUAAAAUAAUCAAAAUGUUU
This is a messenger RNA of Choloepus didactylus (southern two-toed sloth), 5645 nucleotides long. It is a transcript of the gene EML4, whose product is annotated as EMAP like 4. Bases 685 to 3402 code for a protein of 905 amino acids. Lineage: Eukaryota; Metazoa; Chordata; Mammalia; Pilosa; Megalonychidae. The record is from RefSeq and is a predicted model, not a curated record. Gene Ontology annotation, molecular function: microtubule binding. Gene Ontology annotation, cellular component: mitotic spindle. Gene Ontology annotation, biological process: microtubule cytoskeleton organization. The transcript has 24 exons.